AUGUCUAUGAACAUCUUCGCCCGCAACCGCUCAGCAACCAACUCCUCGGCCAACUUCUCACCCUUUGCGAUCCCAGAAGACAAAGAUCAGCCAACAGCAACACCGCGAUCACCCCUUCACAUCCAACUGGCCGAACGGCAGAACUCACUCCCCCCUCAGCCAGACUCCACCACCACUGCCAGGCCGAGCCAGCAUCUACCGAAACUAGCCGGGAACUCGAUCCCCAGGCUGAGACGUGCCUCAUCAAAAGUCUUCAACCCAUUCCCCCAUCCAUUCACAUCCACCCCACCAACCGACCCCCCAGCCAACAACAUCAAGAAUCCCUCCCUAGAAUCGCUCAUCGAAACCAUCCAAACCAGCCCAGUCACUCUCCCCGAACCGAACUGCAACAGGGAUAACCUAUCGGAUUACGAUCCAAUCACCCCGGCCGAUAUCCGAUCAUUUGAAGACGAUGGUCAGGAGGGAAGCCUCCAGGACGCACUCGACGUGGGAGAUCCAAACAGUCUCACCGACACCAUCAAUCAACACCAAAAGCCGGCUGCUCAGCUCAAGGGCCACUCCACUCCCCCAGAUGAUCACCACCGAUCCACAGCAGUCGAUCCCAGGCGCUCACCCAACAGCCAUGCUCAUCUCGCCCCCUCCAACAUCCGUGGGCUCGGGAACUUCUUCGACAAGGCGGUCAACUACAUGUUCGACACCGAUGCCCACUCCUACGACUCUCGUCUGACCGCCGAACUAUGGAUCAUCGGUGGCCAGCAGUUCUCUGGGGUUUGGAAGUGGGGAGAAGUCCAACAGCCGGAUGACUCCCCCUAUGAGGAUCUCGGUAUGCCCCUCGGAAACCCUGGAACGGGAAGCGGCUCAGAUGCAAGUCAUCAACCACCCCUCUCACUCAAGAAACGAACCGGUCUGCGUCGGGUCACCGUCGGCAAGACCAAGGCGAUCUUCAAACAUCACAGCAACAGCUCCUCCCUAUCUCAUCACUCGCCACCCCAACCAGCCCGAAAGAGCGUCGAACUCGCACUCUCCGCUCGCAUCAAUCCCAACCAACCACUCUCACCCUCCUCCUCCACACCCUCUCCCGAACCUUCACUUGCCCUCAAUCAUCCUAACAAUCAUAGGAUCGAUGACCCCACUCUCCUGUCCCCCCUCGUCACUCACUCUUACCCCCCUGUAUUCUAUCAUGCCUUCGCUUCAAUCAUCGGCCUCACCUAUCGCACCGAUUUCCCACCUAUCCCAUGUACCAACGACCGCUCAAAAUCAUCCGCUAUCGGUGCUGCCGGUGCUCGCGUGGGCGGCAUGUUGGCCUCCUUAAGCCUGAGUAUCGGUCGGACUGGUAAAAAACCACGAAGUGGACAAGGUGGCUCCAGGAGUCCGAGUCCCCAUCGACAUCUCGGUGAUCGAACCGAUGAGGACGACCAUCGAACACCUGAUUCAGCUCCGCCCAGAGGCUUGAAUACUGACGUCGGAUGGGGAUGUAUGCUACGAACGGGCCAGAGCAUGCUGGCAAAUGCCUUGUUGGUAACUCAUCUCGGAAGAGAUUGGCGACGGCCCAUCCCUUCGAUUACGUCUCCCUCGAGCUCCCUGGCCGUGGACCCGCUGUACGCUCGCCUGCUCUCAUGGUUCAUCGACUCCGCUUCCCCCCUGGCUCCAUUUUCAGUCCACCACUUCACAUCCAAAGGAAAAGAACUAGGGAAAGAAGUCGGUGAAUGGUUUGGACCUAGUACAGCUGCUGGAGCGAUCAAAGCUUUGACCAAUCAGUUCAUGCCCGCCGGAAUAGGAGUGGCUACUGACACCGAUGGCACAGUAUAUCGCUCCGAUGUCUUCAGUGCAUCUUCUUUUAACACUUCUUCCGGCGCUAACGGGGACCAUACCUCCAGCUCAAUCAAAACUUCCUGGCAGAGGCCAGUUCUGGUCUUGAUUAAUGUUAGAUUGGGACUAGACGGAGUCAAUCCAGUAUAUAACGAGGCGAUAAAGGCGACUUUCACUUUCCCUCAAUCAGUCGGAAUCGCUGGCGGCCGACCAUCCUCUUCCUAUUACUUCUGCGGUCAUCAGGGGGACUCGCUCUUUUACAUUGACCCUCAUCACUCUCGGCCGGCAAUUCCAUUCGAGGAACCACCCAAACCCCUCAUGUUCCCUGCGCAGAGGAUCAGUUUGAAUCCCAGGACUUCAUUUGGGAAGCAAGAUGGAGACUGGGAACAGAUCUCUUCAACGGAUACUGAUAGCCUUAUGUCUGGAUCUGCUGGCUCCGAAGGACUGGGCCAUCGACCGAGAAAACAGCAGCAGGCCAAAAAUUCUGACAAAGUCUCGUUUCAGACCGGCAAUUCUUCCUCGAUCUCAAUCAAUCUCCGUAGGGAACAGCUGGAUGAUUUCUAUGCUGGGGCUUAUCCCAGCUCAGCUUUACAGACUUUUCAUCCAGAGAAGGUUCGAAGGAUGAACUUGUCCGCACUGGAUCCAAGUAUGCUACUCGGUUUCCUAGUUAAAGAUGAAGCCGACUGGGAGGAUCUGACUGCUCGGAUACGAUCGUUCAAACCGCCUCUCUUCCAUAUCGCUGAAGUAACACCCGCAUGGAUGCGAACUAACGUCGAUCCUGCCGCCUCACGAGCCAGUGCUGAUUUCAGACCAUCAGAUGAUAGUGACCUAGGGAUUGAUAGUUGGUCUGAGCCCGAAGGCGAUGACUGGGGAACCAACAGUCGAGCCGACGACCACUCCUCAUCUGGGCCAACCUCCCACUCGACUGGUAUGGAUGACCACGAUGAAGGCCUGAUGGAGGGCGCACGGGAUGAUACGGAAUCCUCAACGAAUGUCGACUCGAUGAGCAUCGAUGACGAGGGAUGGGAUAAUGUCGAGAGUGGCCCGACAAAAGUUGACCAUCGGCAGCAUGCGAUUCCGCCGACGCAGCAGCAGCUACCCGGACUAGCUCGACGUGAUCAACCAUUUAAUAAAGCUAUCCAUAGACUAGUCGAACCGGAUCCUUCGCGCCGAGGAUCUUCUCGGGACGCCUACGCUCCAUCGCACGGCCGAGCGCAAUCUGUCAAUGUACAACAAUCAUUUCCCCAGGGAGCCUCGACAAUUCGCUCGGUCCAUCAUCCCUAUCGCCACUCGAGCUCCUUGAGCGAGGGCGACGGCGACCAGGCCGAAGUGAUCAACUGCCUGAGCCGGGCCAUCGAGCCAAAUGUCCAUCAUCGGACGAAGCCUGCAGCAGCAGUCUGCAUGCCCCCGAGUGCCUUCCCCACCUCCCAGCUCGCCGCCUCCGCCGUCUCGCCCACGCACUCGAUCCGUGACGAACCACGCGCUCGCAAUAUCUCUGCUGCUACCGUCCGCGCUAGACACAGCGACGAACAACUCGCUGAUAGUGAAGAGACUUUGAAUCACCAAGAGCGCCGGAGAUUGGACUCCCAGGGUAGUCUCCGAGCUUUACGUGCCUGA
Messenger RNA from Puccinia triticina, 3426 nucleotides. RefSeq lists its product as uncharacterized. The transcript has 8 exons. Gene Ontology annotation, molecular function: protein-phosphatidylethanolamide deconjugating activity. The record is from RefSeq and is a predicted model, not a curated record. NCBI's taxonomy places the organism in Eukaryota, Fungi, Basidiomycota, Pucciniomycetes, Pucciniales, Pucciniaceae. Bases 1 to 3426 code for a protein of 1141 amino acids.